This is a messenger RNA of Lecanosticta acicola, 1561 nucleotides long. Lineage: Eukaryota; Fungi; Ascomycota; Dothideomycetes; Mycosphaerellales; Mycosphaerellaceae. The record is from the annotation of a GenBank genome assembly.
AUGUCACAAAAUCGGCCGUCGGCGUUUCAAGGCUUGAGGAUGGGUGGUAUGGCACUCCAAGCACGUGAUACCCGUUGGUAAGGCAUUGAGCUAACAUCCACCGCAGAAGUCAUUCGCGAGAAGGUUCAGGAUGGCCUCACAGGCGAGACCAAGGAGAUGCAAUACACCCAGUGCAAGAUUGUGGGCAACGGCAGCUUUGGCGUAGUAUUCCAGACCAAGCUCUCACCCUCGGGUGAGGAUGCAGCCAUCAAGCGGGUCCUACAGGACAAGCGUUUCAAGGUACGCUCGACCGAAUCCGCGACACCUCAGUAUGAGGUGGACGACGCCGCUGCUGACCUCUAUCAGAACCGAGAACUCCAGAUUAUGCGCAUCGUCCGCCAUCCAAACAUUGUCGAACUCAAGGCGUUCUACUACUCCAACGGUGACAGGGUCCGAGACCUCGAUAAUAAGAUGGGUGUGCAAACAGCUCUGAUUCAGGCGCAGAAAGAUGAGGUCUACCUGAACCUCGUGCUCGAAUUCGUCCCCGAGACCGUCUACCGAGCCUCACGACACUUCAACAAGCUCAAGACGACCAUGCCGAUCCUCGAGGUCAAGCUGUACAUCUACCAGCUCUUCCGCUCGCUCGCCUACAUCCACUCCCAGGGUAUCUGCCACAGAGACAUCAAGCCGCAGAAUCUGCUCCUGGACCCGCAGUCUGGCAUCCUGAAGCUUUGCGACUUUGGCAGCGCAAAGAUCCUGGUGGAGAACGAGCCAAAUGUCUCGUACAUCUGCUCGCGAUACUACCGCGCUCCAGAGCUCAUCUUUGGCGCGACCAACUACACCACCAAGAUCGGUAUGUCCUCCCCAUUUCGAAAUGCAACAUUACGCCUAAUCUCCGUAACUUCGGAGAACAUGUGCUAACAGCUUCCAUCAGAUGUUUGGUCCACCGGCUGCGUCAUGGCGGAGCUGAUGCUCGGUCAGCCGCUAUUCCCAGGCGAGUCUGGCAUUGACCAGCUGGUGGAGAUCAUCAAAGUUCUUGGCACGCCGACUCGCGACCAGAUCCGGACUAUGAACCCGAAUUACAUGGAGCACAAGUUCCCUCAAAUCAAGCCGCACCCAUUCAGCAAGGUAUGAUUUGAUCUGCAGAGCUUAUAUGAGAAUCAGGGCUGAUAACAUGUCUAUUUAGGUGUUUAGAAAGGCCGACCCUAAUGCGAUCGACUUGAUUUCGCGGCUGCUUGAGUACACGCCGACGCAGCGCCUGUCGGCUAUUGACGCCAUGGUGCACCCGUUCUUCGACGAGCUCCGAGAUCCCAACACGAAAUUGCCGGACUCUCGCCACACCAACGGAGGCAGUAAGGAGCUGCCAAAUCUCUUUGAUUUCUCCCACCAUGGUGAGUUCGCGCCCAAGCCAAUGUUUCAAAUGGUUCCACGCUGACACGUAUCCACAGAGCUGUCGAUUGCAACCCAACUCAACCACCAGCUUGUGCCAGCGCACAUGAAGCCGGUCCUGGCCGCCAAGGGACUGGACAUUGACAACUUGACACCGCUGACCAAGGAUCAAAUGAUUGCUCGUCUGGAUUGA